AAUCAUGACAUAAAAUAUCAACCUCACAUACCCAAAAAAUGCUAGCCAAAACAAAUUAACUGAAAACUUAUACCGAAAAUGGAACCUUACACUUCGUAUUAUUCCUCAUUGGAAAUUCUCACACAACUUGUUAACACUAAAUUUUCAUCUAACCACCAUCUUUUUGUAAUGCUUUUGUUUGCAAGUUUAGCAACUUUUUACUUUGCAUGUAAAAGAAAAGUACACAUUUAUUUGAUAGAUUUUAACUGCUAUUGUCCUCCAAGUUCUUAUAGACUACCAAAAGCCAUGUUUGAAGAAAACAAUUUUUUUGAUCAAAUGGAACAAGAAGCUGUUGAUUUCCAAAGAAAGAUCAGUGCAAAAUCUGGAUUCAGUGAUGAAACAUCAAUUCCUCCAUCACUUGCUCAAAUACCCAAAAUUAAAGCUCUCACCUUUGCACUUGAAGAAGCUGAAACAAUCAUGUAUUCAACAAUUGAAGACCUUUUACAAAAAACAAAAAUCAACCCAAAAUCCAUUGACAUAUUAAUAACUAAUAGUAGCAUCUUUUGUCCUACCCCAUCACUUAGUUCUAUGGUGAUUAACAAGUUUAAGAUGAGAAGCAACAUUAUGAGCUUCCAUUUAUCAGGUAUGGGAUGCAGUGCUGGAAUUAUAGCUGUUGGUCUUGCAAAAGACUUGUUGAGAGUUCAUAGGAACUCAUUGGCUUUAAUAGUAAGCACUGAAACACUUAGUUUGAAUUGGUACACAGGUAAAGUUCCAUCUAUGCUACUUACUAAUUGUUUAUUCAGAAUGGGAGGAUCUGCUAUAUUGAUGUCUAGCAGAGUCCAUGAUAAGCAUAAGGCAAAGUAUGAGCUACAACAUGUUGUUAGAACAAUCAAUGCAUAUGAUGAUCAAUCGUAUGCGUGUGUGUACCAGGAUGUGGAUGCGGAGAACAAAGAAGGUGUAUUGAUAUCGAAGAGUAUAGUCAAUGUUUGUGGUGAGGUACUGAAGAAAAAUAUUUUUUCAUUGGGACCAUUGGUUUUGCCAUGGAGGGAGCAAUUUUUGUAUGUUAUUUCAAUUAUUUGUUACAAAGUAUGGAGUAGAAGAAUGAGUUUAUAUACUCCGAAAUUUAAUAGGGCUUUUGAGCAUUUCUGCAUACAUACAGGGGGGAGAGCUGUUAUACAAGCCAUUGAAAGAAACUUAAGGCUAAGGAAACAGGAUGUGGAACCGUCGAAAAUGACUCUUUACAGAUUUGGAAACACUUCAUCUUCUUCAACUUGGUAUGUGUUAUCUUAUAUUGAAGCAAAAGGGAGGAUGAAAUGUGGAGAUAGAGUUUGGCAAAUUGCAUUUGGAAGUGGAUUCAAGUGUAACAGUGCAGUGUGGAAAUGUCUAGGCGAUGUGAAGCCUGAUACUACCACUGCAUGGAGGGACACAAUUCACUCAUACCCAGUAGAUAUUUUGGGAACAAACUGAUAUAAAUUUUGAACAUUGUGUUGUACUUGUUGGACAUUGUCUGACUUGCAUGAAUGUUUAAAGAAAUAUUGCAUCUCUGCACAAAUGAUUUAGAUUGUAGUAUAAAUAAUUAUGGAAGUAUUAAUUUUUUUUGUUAUCAGAAUCACAUUUUCAAAUGAUUUUUUUUCCAGAAAUUAGAUAUUAAAAUUUAUCCAUAAUGUAAAAGACUAUUUUAGACUUUGUGCUUCCUGGCUACUUAAUCCUUUGGUUAGGCAAAUAUCCAAAAAAAAAAAAACUAAUUGUAAUAACAUUAAAGGCUUUGCUUGAAUGAAUAGACACACUGAUGAGCAUUGUCACAAA
Molecule: messenger RNA, 1785 nt
Organism: Cicer arietinum (chickpea)
Lineage: Eukaryota; Viridiplantae; Streptophyta; Magnoliopsida; Fabales; Fabaceae
Product: probable 3-ketoacyl-CoA synthase 21
Biological process (GO): fatty acid biosynthetic process
Cellular component (GO): membrane
Molecular function (GO): acyltransferase activity, transferring groups other than amino-acyl groups
Source: RefSeq, a predicted model, not a curated record